Messenger RNA from Micropterus dolomieu (smallmouth bass), 1094 nucleotides. RefSeq lists its product as uncharacterized. Lineage: Eukaryota; Metazoa; Chordata; Actinopteri; Centrarchiformes; Centrarchidae. Bases 1 to 1041 code for a protein of 346 amino acids. Gene Ontology annotation, biological process: response to bacterium. The transcript has 5 exons. The record is from RefSeq and is a predicted model, not a curated record.
AUGACACCUCCUAUGUUCGCUUUGUAUGUGACAUGUCUGCUCUUGGGGGGAAUGGCUGAUACGACAGCUCUUGAACAAUCAUCAUCUUUACGUUUCGUAUCAGUUCGUUUUGGUGAAGACGUGACAUUGGAAUGUUUCUAUAAAGAUGGUGUUGCAGUGAUGUUUUACUGGUAUAAGCAAAUUCUGGGGCAGAAACCACAGCUGGUGUCUAAAUUAUAUAAGCAUGACAAAAAUGGUAGUUUGAAUGGUGAAUUUAAGAACGAUCCACGCUUUGAACUGGAUACUACCACUGGUAAAAAUCACUUAACAAUCUCAUAUGUGCAAAUAUCAGACUCAGCUACUUAUUACUGUAUAAGUGGCUAUUCAUACGUGUAUGAUUUCCUAGAGGGCUUUUUUAUCCAUGUAAAGGGUUCAGGUUUAAAAGUCCCAGCUUCGGUCCAUCAGUCAGUAUCUGAGACCAUCCAGCCAGGAGGCUCUGUGACUCUGAACUGUACAGUACACACUGGGACCUGUGAUGGAGAACACAGUGUUUACUGGUUCAAAAACUCUGAAGAAUCUCAUCCAGGACUCAUUUACACCUAUGGAGGCAGGAACGAUCAGUGUGAGAGGAAUUCCAACACACAAACACAAACCUGUGUCUACGACUUGCCACUGGAGAGCCUGAAUCUUUCCCACAAUGUGACCUUCUACUGUGCUGUUGCCUCAUGUGGACACAUACUGUUUGGAAAUGGGACCAAGCUGGAAUUCAAAGAAAAUGGGGGCUCUCUUGUCUUGGUAUAUUUCUUGAGUGGAGCUUUGACAUUCACCACCAUUGUGGUUGCUGUCCUGGCAUACACAGCUUAUAAAAUGUACAAGAUGAACAGCUGCCAAUGCACAGAUCCUCAAGCAAGAUCCUCAACUGCCUCAGCUCCUAAUGUAGAAAGUUACCAAGGAGCAGAAAGCAUCCAUUAUGCUGCUUUAAGGAGGAACAAGGCCAACAGACCGAGAAGACAGGGCGAUGACACCUGGAGUGAAUGUGUGUACUCUAGUGUAAGGCAGUAGAGCAGACAUGCUUUGUUUGUUCUCUCUUACUUAGAAGAAACAAGUUUGUCAGA